AUGACCGAGGAAUAUGUUUUGCGGUGCGUCCUGAUGCUCUGCUGUGCGCUCCUCUCCGCCAACGCGAGUAACUGGCUGUACUUGGCCAAACUGUCGUCAGUGGGAAGCAUCAGGGAUGAGGAGACGUGCGAGAGGUUACGAGGCCUCAUACAGAGACAGGUUCAGAUCUGUAAGCGCAGCGUGGAGGUGAUGGAUGCGGUGCGUCGUGGAGCCCAGCUCGCCAUAGACGAGUGUCAGUUUCAGUUUCGCAACCGUCGAUGGAACUGCUCCACUCUGGAGACAAUGCCUGUGUUUGGCAAAGUGGUCACCCAGGGCACCCGUGAGGCAGCCUUUGUGUAUGCCAUCUCAGCAGCCAGUGUGGCGUUUGCGGUCACAAGGGCCUGCAGCAGCGGAGAGCUGGAAAAAUGUGGCUGCGACCACAAUGUACAUGGAGUCAGUCCAGAGGGGUUCCAGUGGUCGGGCUGCAGUGAUAACAUUGCGUAUGGAGUGGCCUUUUCUCAGUCCUUUGUGGAUGUGAGAGAGAGGAGUAAAGGCCAAUCCUCCAGCCGAGCUCUCAUGAACCUGCACAACAACGAGGCUGGAAGAAAGGCCAUCCUGUCCCACAUGCGUGUGGAGUGCAAAUGUCACGGUGUGUCAGGCUCCUGUGAGGUAAAGACCUGCUGGAAAGCCAUGCCGCCCUUCCGCAAGGUGGGUAACGUCAUCAAGGAGAAGUUUGACGGCGCCACUGAGGUGGAGCAGCGCAAGGUGGGCACCACCAAAGUCCUGGUGCCUCGCAACUCCCAGUUCAAACCUCACACGGACGAAGACCUGGUCUACCUGGACCCCAGUCCAGAUUUCUGUGACUAUGAUCCACGCACGCCGGGUAUGCUGGGCACGGUGGGCCGCCAGUGUAACAGAACGUCGAAGGCCAUUGACGGCUGCGAGCUGAUGUGCUGCGGUCGCGGCUUCCAGACGCAGGAGGUGGAGGUGGUGGACAGGUGCAGCUGUAAGUUCCACUGGUGCUGUUACGUCAAAUGCAAACAGUGCCGCAAAAUGGUGGAGAUGCACACUUGCCGGUGAUGGACGUGGGAGCACAGAAGGCGCUGCUGAUGAACAAAACAAACGCCCCACACUCUUUCUCAAUCACCAAGGCUUAGAGGGAGCGAGGAGGACUUGUGACGCUCCCUCUUCUCCUGCUUGAAACCACCCCACCCUCCUACUACUGGUCAACGGAAACAGACUGAGUGGCUGAGAGGUCAAAGGUCAUCCUAUUCAUUUUGUGCCACCGUAAUGGAUAUCAGUAGUUUAUGCAUGGGAUUUCCUACAAAGCUACAGAGGCAGUUUGUUUCUUCUGAAGUAGAGAGCAUCUUUCACUUUCUGUCCCCCUCCCUCACUCUCAUGUUUGGUUUGUCAUUGAUGCUUCUUAUUUUUGUAAUGUUUAACUUAUUUGUUGAGACU
Messenger RNA from Seriola dumerili (greater amberjack), 1437 nucleotides. It is a transcript of the gene wnt4, whose product is annotated as Wnt family member 4. Gene Ontology annotation, biological process: multicellular organism development; neuron differentiation; canonical Wnt signaling pathway. NCBI's taxonomy places the organism in Eukaryota, Metazoa, Chordata, Actinopteri, Carangiformes, Carangidae. Gene Ontology annotation, cellular component: extracellular region. The transcript has 6 exons. The record is from RefSeq and is a predicted model, not a curated record. Gene Ontology annotation, molecular function: frizzled binding; cytokine activity. The coding region runs from base 1 to 1059 and encodes 352 amino acids.